Messenger RNA from Phytophthora infestans T30-4, 1065 nucleotides. RefSeq lists its product as uncharacterized. Gene Ontology annotation, cellular component: cytoplasm. The record is from RefSeq and is a predicted model, not a curated record. NCBI's taxonomy places the organism in Eukaryota, Oomycota, Peronosporomycetes, Peronosporales, Peronosporaceae. Gene Ontology annotation, biological process: regulation of angiogenesis. The transcript has 5 exons. Bases 1 to 1065 code for a protein of 354 amino acids.
AUGGCAGCGAUCUCAAGUGAUGAACUGCAGGAUGCCUGGGAGAAGGUGAAGGCCAUGUCAAUACUUCCAGAGCCUCCCGAGCCGAAGCUUCCCAUUUUUGGGCCCAAAGUGCCCAUGAAAACCAAGCUGCAUACUAUUCAGAACCUCAUAACUUCUCUUGAAUACAACUACACGGGAACUUUGUACUUCGACGUGAACAAGAAUCGGAGCUUUAAAAGUAUCGUAAAUACUGCAAAAGAAAUCCUCAAGGAGGGUCUGCCAAUCCAGUGUCUAGAAGCAGUGUUCUUGGGGGCCUAUAUGACUGCAGGCUUGCCGAAUCUCGAGCGAUUUCCGAUCAGCUUUAAGACGGCCGCGGGCAAAUCAACGCACCGCCACAUCAUUCUUGGCAUUCAUCACCAACAACAAAAAUGGGGAGCAUUGGGUCUAAGUCGAUGCGAUAAGCUCAUGAACAAGGAUUUAAAGUUCGAGUCGUUGAGCGAUCUGGUGCUGGAUUUCUGCCGUGAGUUUGAAAACGUCUACCACAAGGUGCUCAAUCUCCCAAUUGAUACGAACAAUUGGACGGAAGUUGCAAAGCAGUUGGACGGCUUUGGAAAAGAUGCCGCCGAAAUUGAGAGUUUCAAGAAGGCUAAAGGCGUGCUCCCAGCGUGGUUUGGAACCAGAUACGCUCUUAGCGCUCCAGAAAUGGAGAUUGGGCGCUCACCACGAGCAGCCCAGCGCCGCAACUCGUUCUCAGAUGAUUUCAACAUGUUCGAGGAAGAAUUCGAGACUCAAGAACCUUCACAGCCGCAAAUGCUAAGGACGAUCCCCAAGCACAUAAUUGUGACUCCAGACGAAUUCACGUUUAAAAAGCCAUCGACCAGUACCGCGCCAACUCCACCGACAAACAUUUUUCUACAGAACACGUCGCCAUCGCCAUAUUUGAUUGAGAUUGAGGACAGAUCAGGUCUCCUGGAAAUUGUCACCAAGACACAGCCCACCUUGCAACGUGACGAAACCAACCCAGAGGUCCACCCUACUAAGGCUAUAUUCCGCGUUUCGGCUGUACGCUUGUACUGUCUUCAUUGA